Molecule: messenger RNA, 754 nt
Organism: Aphidius gifuensis
Lineage: Eukaryota; Metazoa; Arthropoda; Insecta; Hymenoptera; Braconidae
Product: glutaredoxin-C3-like
Exons: 3
Coding region: 133-429 (98 amino acids)
Biological process (GO): cellular response to oxidative stress
Cellular component (GO): cytoplasm
Molecular function (GO): glutathione disulfide oxidoreductase activity
Source: RefSeq, a predicted model, not a curated record
AAAAUUGUAUAUAAACUCAUUAUUAAUUAACAAUUGUCAUACUGAUUACUGAGUCCAACUGACUGAGUCAAACAAAUCAUCCAUUAUCUCAAAUAUAAUACAACACUUUCCAGCACUGCUAGAAGAGUCAUAAUGCCAGCAGCCAGAGAAUUCGUUGAGAGUGCUAUUGCAGCAGAUACUGUUGUUAUUUUCUCCAAGAGCAGUUGUCCAUACUGCAAGAUGGCUAAAGAGGUUUUUGAUAAAUUAAAUCAAGCUUACAAGGCAAUUGAGCUCAAUGAGAGAAAAGAUGGUGAUGAAAUUCAAGAUGUACUUUUGGAAAUGACUGGUGCAAGAACUGUUCCAAGAGUAUUUAUCAAGGGUGAAUGUAUUGGAGGUGGUACUGAUUGCAAAAAGAUGUUUGACAAUGGUGAAUUACAAAAGAAAUUGUAAUUAUAUCCAUUUGUUUUGUCUCCAAGAAAUUAAUUUGAAUACAAGAUGAGCAUCACAGCAACCAAAAAUAUGAAAAAAAAUAUUUAAUUAACAUCGUUUAAUCAUUGUAUUGAUGGCAAUUUUAUUUGUAUAAUUUUUUCAGUUUCUUUCAAGUUUCUUGUUACUUAUUUUGGCAAAUUGUUUUUGCAUUUUGUAUAAUUUUUUUUCUUCAAUCAUUGUCAAUUUUUGUUAUACAAUUAUUUAGCUUAUUUGAAUUUUCUUUUGUAAAAAUUAAAAAUAAAAUACAUAAUUAACUUCAAAUUAUAUAACUUAUUUAUUAUUUUAC